Oncorhynchus masou masou (cherry salmon) is the source of this 4300-nucleotide messenger RNA. RefSeq names its product MAPK interacting serine/threonine kinase 1 (gene mknk1). Gene Ontology annotation, cellular component: nucleus; cytoplasm. NCBI's taxonomy places the organism in Eukaryota, Metazoa, Chordata, Actinopteri, Salmoniformes, Salmonidae. Bases 33 to 1559 code for a protein of 508 amino acids. Gene Ontology annotation, biological process: intracellular signal transduction; peptidyl-serine phosphorylation; protein autophosphorylation. The record is from RefSeq and is a predicted model, not a curated record. Gene Ontology annotation, molecular function: calmodulin binding; calcium/calmodulin-dependent protein kinase activity; ATP binding. The transcript has 14 exons.
CUUCCACCCCGACCCACUGCAAAACCCAGAGGAUGACCGAGGCUCUGGAGGAGGAUUUCGGCCUGUUUGGACACAGACUCCAGUUGGCAGAUAUGGUGAGGCAGAGCACGGUGGCAGAGUUGCAAGCCUUCCAGCACUCUCUCCAGUUACAGAGUAACUCUCUGGCCCUUGGCCCAGUAGGGGACAGCUGUGGGGAACAGCAGAAUGUGGUGCCCCCCACUGCCACAGAGGAGAGACAGCGCCUCUCAAAGGGCCCUCCAGAGGUGGAAGCUAGCCAGCCAGUAAGCGUCCCAGACUCAGCCAAACCAAUGGAAGCCACCCAGCCAGUAAGCAUUCCAAACUCAGCCAAACCAAAGAAGAAGAAAAGGAGGUCAAGAGCAACAGACAGCUUUACAGGAAACUUCAACGACCUGUACAAACUGACAGAUGAAAUGCUGGGUCAGGGUGCAUAUGCAAAGGUCCAAGGAUGCAUCAGUCUUCAGAAUGGGAAUGAAUAUGCUGUGAAGAUCAUUGAGAAGAACGCGGGGCACAGUCGCAGCCGCGUCUUCCGUGAAGUGGAGACCCUUUACCAGUGCCAGGGCAACAAGAACAUUCUGGAACUAAUACAGUUUUUUGAAGAUGACUGCUGCUUCUACUUGGUGUUUGAAAAGUUGCGCGGAGGCUCCAUUCUGACUCACAUUCAGAACCGUAAGCACUUUGAUGAGCUGGAGGCCAGCCGUGUGGUCAGGGACAUCUCUAAAGCUCUCCACUUCCUCCACAACAAAGGUAUCGCCCACCGGGACCUAAAGCCAGAGAACAUCCUGUGUGAGUCUACUGACCAGGUGUCUCCAGUGAAAAUCUGUGACUUUGACUUGGGCAGUGGAGUGAAGCUUAGCAGUGCCUGUAUUCCAAUCACCACUCCAGAGCUCACCACACCGUGUGGCUCGGCAGAGUACAUGGCUCCAGAGGUGGUGGAGGUGUUCACAGACGAGGCAUCGUUCUACGACAAGCGUUGUGACCUCUGGAGCCUGGGGGUCAUCCUCUAUAUUCUGCUCAGCGGAAGCCCCCCCUUCACUGGUCAUUGUGGGACUGACUGUGGCUGGGACCGUGGAGAGACCUGCCGCACCUGCCAGAAGAAUCUGUUUGACAACAUCCAGGAUGGCCAGUAUGAGUUCCCAGAGAAGGACUGGGCCCACAUCUCUGCCCAGGCCAAGGACCUCAUCUCCAGGCUGCUGGUGCGGGAUGCCACCCUCCGCCUCAGUGCUGCCCAGGUCCUGCAGCACUCCUGGGUGCAAGGGAAUGCACCAGAGAGAGGUCUCCCAACCCCACACUUCCUCCAAAGGAACAGCAGCACCAAAGACCUGACCCAGUUUGCCGCCGACGCCAUCGCCUUCAACCGCCAGCUGUCGCAGCACGACGAGGAGCAGGAGGAAGUGGUCACCACCAUUGUGACCUCCAUGAGGCUUUCGCCCCCCUCCAACUCCCGGCUGGCUCGCAGACGGGCACAGUCCAACGCUCAGCGCACCACCCAGGACUUCCUGCCUGCUGAUGACGACAACCUCGACACUCUCGUCACCUAACCAGCUCCUGGUUUAACCCCAGGAAGACCCCGUUUUGGUGCUACUGCAGGCUCGGAGUUCCCUCGCACCUGGUUUAUCCUUCUAAUAUAGUCGUGUGCUUCUAAGAUCCCAACAGGGUCAGAUUCUCUGAUUUAACAAUGUCAGCCUCAGAACUGCUGCCAGGCUCUGUGUGCCUUCACUUCCCCUCUUUUGUUUCUCCUCUGUUCCCUCCAUCCUGGUGCUAGUCUCUCUUCCUCCCCUGCUCCUCCUCUCUACGUGGUGUUUACCAUGUCACACCAUCUGAGAUGGACGAUAGCUUCCGUUGGCAGGAGACUCCUGUGUAGCUUCACAGGUUGGUAGCCUCAUUGUCAUUGGCUCUAAUGGCCAGUGGUCUUCUUAUCACCUAGAAACAGAGAGAUCGGAGCACAAAGGGAAGCACGUUUUAUCCUCUACUAAGCUAACACACACUGAGUCCCAGCUUUGUAUCGGUUUCAGUGAUUAGUUUGGGUUGAGGUAGUUUCCUGCAUUUGAUAAUAACCUCAGUCUAUACAGACCGCAGUCCCAUGUUAAGAUGACAGGAAUAAAGUCACUAAAACGGGUCUAAACCUGUUCUAGUGAUUAUUUUUCUAUGGUUAAGACUGCUAGUGAUGGUUGCUUUAUGCUAGCUAUACUUAAUUGCACGGUUAUUUCCGUUAGGAAUGGAUUCUUGAUGAUGUCCUCAUGGGGCAUUUAAUACACGUACAGUACAUGUAGCUAGCCUGUCCUAUUGUAAAAAUCCUUUUAAUUUUCAAAAAACAUUUUAAUUUACUUUGUGUUGGUCAAGCUGUGAAAAGGUUUUAGCGUUAUUUAUAGAGUUACUGAAUGCUGCAAAAGUAGAGCAUUACUCUUCAGUCCCUUAAUAAUGACCCUGUUUUUAUCGCUGGUCAUACAUAGGCUGUGAGGAGGGUUCCAAACUUUCCCAAAAUGUCCUGGUUUUUCCAGAAAUCCCAGUUAGGGUUUUUGGAACCAGCAGGGAUGAAGCAUCCAACCUCUGCAGGAUUUCUGGAAUAUUUUUUGGAAUGUUUUGAGAAUUCUGCAAGCCAAUAAUGGCAAGGCAAGCAGACACUGACUAUGGCCUGGUAUUCAAGGAAUGGACUCUGUCCUUGAUUAUCCUAGUAAGCUUUCUGGGGCCCUAUUAUUGACAGAUGGGUCGAUAUCUACAGUAUGUUGAGUGUGAGUGUUUGGCCUAGAACUUUUAAGACAUUGUGCUUGUGGAAGGUGGGUUACUUAAUUGAUUUGAGAGUGCAUCAUUAAUUUGAAAAGCAUUUUGAAGAUGUGAAGCAUUUUAUUAUUUGAAUCACCCUGAAAUUCCAUUUCUUAUCUCCUUAUCGAAACAUCAGCUACCUGGAACACUUCUAUACUUUGAAACAACUCACUCGUCAUAUGUAUUUUGAGAUUAUUUGAUAUGAUUGCAUUUCAUCAGUAUUUUUAUUUUUUUAGACAUGUUUGAAGUAUUGAUAAACUAUAAGGAUUACCUCAGAAACCUGAAUUGCACUAGCCUGGUUGCCAGUUUGUUUGUGUUAUGGUGUCACUUAAUGUCAUGUAAAACAUGACUGCAAAGAGUUGGCAUGAUGGCACAAACAUAUCUGGGGCCAAGCUAGAAUUUGUAUGAUGUCUGCACAUUUUUUUCAAAUGAUUACAGGACCAUUCUGCCAUUGCUUGCUUCAAAUGUGUUUAACUUAUUCUCAGUCAUACCACUAAUAACCUGCAGCUUUCUUUUUAUGCAAAUUAAUUACUGUUUUGGCUAUUCACACUUUACUGAAUAUUGUUAGAAUCUGUUGAAGUGAUAUAGAAAUCUGGAAAUGUCUUUUUGUUUUUUAAUAUUGUGUUUUUUUAAACGUCCAUAACUUUAUUUUUUAUAUAUUCCAGAGGGGAUGCCAUGAUAAAUAUACCUUUCUCUGGCGGAAAGGGAAUUAGUUUUAUAUCAGUUUUUUUAUUUUUUUUGUAGUAGUUUUAUUUGUGUAUUGUCAGUUGGUUUGUCAGCAAAUGGAUCUGAAUAAGUGUGCCAAAGAAACCAUAGAGACUGAUAGAAAUAACUUGUGACAACUGUGAAUGCUAGCAUGUCACAUUAAAUUAGUUUCAGAUUUUUAAGCAUAAAUUGGUCAGACGGCCAUUUCAGCCUGUUUAACAUAGUUACUGAAAUGCUCUUUGGUUACUGAAAUGAUUUGAUUUACCUCUACCAGUUUGACUGUUUCACCUCUGUAAGAGCUUGUCAUUUUAUUAAUGUGGGGACACUGAUGGAAGUCUAGCACUUAUUCCCUUCACCCUUUAACUUCAUGUAUUGCAUCCCCCACCCCCAUGUAAAACGGCUUCUAACCAAUGCCUGGAUCUCCCCCGGUUGCCAUGGAUACUCAAUCGCUAUAGCAACCAAGGGGCCUUCCUAAGCGGCCAUGGACUCUCCGCCAGAGAAGGUGCAACACAUUAGGGAUCUCCCAGUGGCUAUGGUAAAAGCCCUCUCACUCUCAUUAGUCCCAAAUGGCACCCUAUAGCCCAUAGGCCCUGGUCAAAAGUAGGGCACUACAUAGGGAAUAGGGUGCCAUUUGGGACAAACACUAAACUCAAAUCAGAUGGGAUAAGAUACAUUCAUUGGCAUGAGCUAUGCAGCUAAAUACCUUAUAACCCAUGUGUAUGAGGUCUUAUGGCAAAUGUUCUUACAACGUUGCACAUCAAUAGCCCCUGUGGUAUACUGUUUUCCCAAUAAAACCCAUUUCUUUCUUAUGAAA